ACCCUAGCGCUCCUAGAAGCACAGUUUUACGAAAAGGCCAUAUAUUUCAAGGGAACGCACUGGCUUCCUCAGCCCCGAGCAUCCCCUCCCUCCUUUCACUCAAAAUCUCCGCUCAGGAUGUUGAAUAUUUCAAAGAGACUGGGCUCCAGCUUGCGUGGGUUCUCAUCCCUGGCUGGAAUAGCUGCGACAAAAAAAUUUGUGGCUGACGGAACAUUGCAGCAAAAGGUAUUUGCUCCUUAUACAAUAUACAAGGGCAAAGCUGCCCUCUCUGCUUCACCCACACUUCCAACAUUCAGUAAAUCAGAUUUCGGAGGUGUAAUGGUUGCUCGCAAAGGUGUUAUUAUGUUGACAUUCUUUCCAGCUAUUGGUGAGCGCAAAUAUGAUUGGGGAAAGAAGCAAGUAUUUGCUCUUUCAGCCACUGAGGUUGGAGCUUUGCUGAAUUUAGGUCCUGAUGAUUCCUGUGAAUUCUUCCAUGAUCCUUCAAUGCGACAAAGCAAUGCUGGUGAGGUUAGAAAAAGCUUGUCAGUUAAGGCACAUGGUGACAGCAGUGGUUAUUUUAUGUCUCUUAAUGUUGUGAAUAAUGUCCAAAAGACAAAUGAUCGGCUAACUGUUCCAGUUACUUGUGCUGAGUUUGCUGUCAUGCGAACAGCUUUCAGUUUUGCUUUGCCUCAUAUUUUGGGAUGGAAUCGGUAUCUUGAUCCUCAACAAACUAGGAUUAAUCAGAGGUCUUCAGGAAACGUUGCACAUUUUGCCGAGUCUGAAUGGGACAGAUGAUUCUAGAGUGAAUACUUGUUUGAUCUUGUAUUUUGCUGCUUCGCACAUUAGUUAUUUUAGUUUCACUCAAUGCUCUCAUCUGAAACAGGCAAAUCAACGUAUGAUUAGAAAUUCGGCUUUCAUGUGAUGGAUGACUUUCUGUAGUACAAAAAAUGGACCCAGACUUGAUUGGCAGAUUGAUCUUAUUUUCUUUAUCAAUUGCCUUUUCUUUCUAGGGAGUUAAAAAAUGGUAAGGGAUGAUAUCAGAGUGUUCUUGACUUCUUGUAACUCUUCAAAACUUCUAAAUGCUCAGCUUUUUUUUAGUUUCCCUA
Molecule: messenger RNA, 1085 nt
Organism: Cuscuta epithymum
Lineage: Eukaryota; Viridiplantae; Streptophyta; Magnoliopsida; Solanales; Convolvulaceae
Source: the annotation of a GenBank genome assembly